CACACUUAUUUACCGGUAUCCAUCUUAAUGCUGAAAAAAGUUGUGUUCAAAUUACCGUGAUGCGGUUAAAUAUGUUCAUUGUUAUAAUUUUAUGUGAUUUGUACAAUAAUCUAAAUUUGGCACAGAGUAGUGAAAUGGGUUCAGCCUAAGAAGAAAAGGACUGGCACUGUUACGAAAAACAUGAGAGGGAAAGUGUAAUAGAUGUGGGCAUUGGGCAAAUCGCAGAAGAAACCAUGAAUCUUCACUUGAUUCAUACAUAGGGUCUAAUAAGAUAAUAGUAAUACAUAUGACUCGUGAAGACAACUGGUUAAUGGUUGACGACAUACCUACUAGAUUACUAUCAUGGGGCGAGCGACCCGGAGUGAAAAGCCAGAAUUCUGGCAGCAAGAGUGUCAUUCUGUUGCUCACCGGCAAUCCAGGCAUGAUUGGCUUCUAUGAAACGUUUCUGGCUGAAAUACACAAUCAACUAGCCAUACCAGUGUGGGCGAUUUGUCAUGCCGGACACGAAAUUCCCUCGAAAGAAGAACAAAGCCGGUUUGGCGUGGCAACUGUGAAUGCAAUCGAUAAAGUUUACGACGUAGCAGAGCAGGUCUCUCACAAGGUCGUCUUCAUAGAAAAGUUCAUUCCAGAAGACAAAAAUAUCUACAUAAUUGCGCACUCAUUCGGAGCCAAAGUCACCGUCGAACUUCUCAAGAUUCCCGAACUCAGGAAGCGAAUCUCCAAGUGCUUCCUGGUGUUCCCCACUCUCCAACAUAUGAAAGAAACGCCCAGCGGCAAGUUUUUGCAUCCCAUGUUCACUGUUUACUUGUGCAGCACGAUUGUUUUUCUGUCUUGGAUCUUCACACUAUUUCCGGUAUCGAUACGCAUCUGGCUGUUGAAGAUGGUUUUUAUUAUGAAAGGACACAGCUCAGUUGAGAAGACUUUUAUAGAUGCUACUCUCCGACUGAUACAACCGCUCUGCUUACGAAACGUCUUUGCAUUGGCUUACGAUGAAAUGCUUAAAAUUGUUGAUCUCGAUAAGGAGGUAAUAGCAGAAUGCAAAGAUAAGUUGAAAGUGUACUUUGGAGCGGAGGAUGGUUGGGCUCCGCUAACUUAUCAGGAAAGACUGAAAGAAGCGGUGCCUGGCAUCGACUCGUCAACUCUUGAUCGCCGUUUUCGACAUGACUUUGUGCUGGAUACAUCUGAAGGAGUGGCUCAGAUAAUCGUCGAUCAGCUCAAGAAAAUUGUCACUUGAGGAUUGCUACAAUUUAUUUGAUUACUACGUGAUAGCUUUUGCCUUAAUAGAAUCUCCAUUGAAUGUUAUCUGUGGAUUUCUGCGAUCUUGAGAGAAUAAAGCUGUAUUCCCACAUAUCAGAAAUCGGAGUCCGUGUCCGGUUCAGUGAAAAUAUAAUUCCUAUAAGUUAUAAUGGGCCUAUUCCCACUCAGCCCGACCGAGUGAGUAUGAAUAGUUCCAUUUGAACUAACAGGAAGAAUAAUUUAAUUGAACCGGACACUAAUGUGUGAGAAUAUCAGUUUAAGGCUCAGUUGGAAGUUAAACCAAUUGAACCGCUAUAUAAUGACAUCAUUCCAUGAACAUCAGAGUCCUUCAUCAAUUGAAUGCACAGGCGGCUCUGUCAGAUGUGAUCAUUUUAAGGCUGUUAAAUUUGAUUAGAUUUUCGUUCUACUUGCCAUAAGAAUUAUUGUAAUUUUUGAAAAUAAUUGAAAAAUCGAAUAAUUUGAAUGUACUAUGUGAUCACAGUUGGAGCCUUAUUGUUAAGAAGAUUUUCAAGACUUGGUUUCCAGAAAUCUGUCGUUUUGUUACAUUAGCCAGUCAAUUCAACGCAAUAUCUAAUUUUUAUGCCAGUCAAUUCAACACAAUAUUUAUUUUUUAUAAGGAAAAAAUAAUUGAAAAUAUUGUAUCAAGUUAGACAGAUGCAAUUAAUCACUUUCACUCCAGGAAAAAUAAUAGUAAAGUACAUAAAUAAUACGAGUAGGCCUACUUAAUCAUCCAUAAAGAAAAAUAAUGAUUUAAAAUAAAAAAUAAAUGAUGGAUAAUAAUAAUAAUAAUAAUCAAAAAAGGUUGAAGAUUAUUCAAUAUUGUUUAUUUGAACAUUGAUAUCAUUUAUUUCAUUUGAAUUGACAUUUUUAAUAGAAAUUCAAAUUGUUAUAAAAAGGACCAUAAAAUUAUAUUGUUGAUAUGGACCAUAAUAUUGUUUUGAGCAUCCUUCAAUUUAAUAGUAACUUUUUAUUCUUCUAUCAUAACUCACUAUUAUAGUUCUCUGACAAAAAAGCCAAUAGAAUAAUGAUUUUAACAAACAGUUGUUUUUUUGUAAAAUUAUCAUUCAAUGAAAGAAAGGUCAUUCCUGGAAACUAUUUUUUUUAAUCUAGUAGGCAACUCUGUGAUAGUGGAUUUGUUAUUGCUCAAAGUUUAUGAAAACUCUCAUUUUUCAUACUUAACAAAUAUUCACAAUUUGAUUUGAAUACUAGUUCUAGUAAAAAUAAAUUGUUGGUUACUUUGUUUAUUGAAUGUUUUGUUUAUUUUAUAUUACAUACUUCUAUUGUAGAAUUGUGUUAUCUUGAAUUGUUUAAUCAAUAAGUUUUAUUAGGGAGUAUUUUAUUCAAUUUCUUGGCGCUCUUCAAUAUUAAUUUAUUUUGCUUGCAUUCGAUAAUUUUUAAAAAUUCCUGACUUGAAGGUAAACUAAUUCUAUAGUGAGAUUAAUUUUAAACUAUCUGAAUUCCUUCUAAAUAGAAUCAAUGCUUCCCAUUAAAGAAAUCCUGAUAGUUCAAGUGAAUCUAUAGUAAAAAUAAAUACAUGUAUGUUUAUCUUGGUUAUGUUUUUGUCUUGGUACAUGCUUUAUAAGAUAUUAUAUUUUGUAGCUCAAAUUGAGUCGUGUCUGUUUGUAAGAUUAUCUAGUAUUAAGUACAGUGCAAUAUACUGGUUGUGAAGAUGAGCGAUAAAUGAAGAUUGACAACAACUAUAGUGUGGUCCACGUUAUAAUGGCAGUGAAUGAAGAUAGAAGAAUAGCGAUGCCGAUUCUCUGCAUUAACUAAUUAUAUUUCUACACUGUCAAAAACAUAAAUGUCAUUGUUGUGGACCUAGAAAAGGAUAGUACCAUCGUCUUUGUCGAAUGAUAGACAAGUAUAGCAAAACCAAAGUUGAUCAAAUACUGUCAUUAUAACGUGGACCUCACUACAGUCUAUACUACAGUGUUUUACUGAUAAAAGUGAUAACCUAUGUUAAUGAUUACUGAUUUUACUGAAUGAUUAUGUUAAUGAUUACUAGAUUUUACUGAAAAACAUUAUCUAGAAAUAGAUGUAAUUUCUCAAUUUUUUGUUAUUAGAAACUCAUUAGCUUUAUAUAGGGAAAAUUUUAAUUAUGUAUGUGCCUUAUUUGAGAUGAUAUUAAGAAUAAUCCGCAAUAGUUAGAAAAUGUCUUCAUUACAAUUUGGAAUUUUAGGUUCCACCAAAAGCAAGUAAAUAAGUUUGUUAUUAUUGUAUGCAAAAUAAGCUGGAGCUUAGUGGAACAUGAUUAUCCACUAACUAAAACUUGAAAAAAUUGAACAGUUUUUCAAUGUUUGUCAUAAUUGAAACCUAUUUAUAAGAUCUUUAAUUGCAAAGUACGCUUACCAAUCAGAAUGAUUCCUGUCUUCGCUAUGAGCAGUUGAGCGCACAUAGGUGGACGGGAUUUUUAACAUCGGAAGCGCCUGAGGGGGAUUUUUUGAUUCGUCAAUUAAGUAACAGUUUUGCACGGAAAGGAUAAGAAUUCUGCAUUAAAAACGCCAAAUUGAACAUCUUUUAUUGUUCCUUUCUUCAACUGUAAAAAAUAAACGUAUUGAAUGUGGAGGGCUGAAUACUAUACUGUAUUGACUAUGGCUUUAAGCAUUUGCUGAUCUGCACUCUGUCGGAUAAUCGUCGCAAUUUAAUUAUUCAAUUAGGCCACAAAUUAACACGUGAUUUAUUGGGGCUAAAUAUGUAAAAGCCCAUUUAUAAUUAUUGAGUAUAAAUUUUAUUGUGUCCAAUGAUUGCGGAAUUAACUUUGGUGUAAUAAAUUUUAAUAACAUCAUUUUAAUGUGAACUGUUAUAACUUGAAAUCUCAACCAAACAAAGAAAUAUAUACACGGUUUUAUUUAUAUAAUGCUCCCAGAGUUUCCAAUCUACUGCCUAAUGAAAUUAAAACAAUACCUUUUCACCGAUUCAAAAAUGAUCGUAAGGAGUGAAUACUAAAAAAAAUUAACGAUAUAAAGGAAAAUUUUUUAAGACUGGAAUAUUACCAUGUGGGGAAAGUAUUUCUGUUAAAACAAUAAAUAUCGGGGACCGAGCUUCGCUCUGGAGUACAAAAGCAUAAAAAAAUUAUUUCGAAAGAAGAAAUUAUAACAUUCAUACAGAAAUGUUCUAUCUAAUCACAGUAAAUUGAGAUUAAUUCCCAGAAGAAUGCAAAAAUUUCCCUCACAAAGGCCCGGUUGCACAAAAGCCGGUUAAAUUUUAAUCCUGAUUAAUUUCACGUGAACCAAAUCAGAGAAGACCAUUUCAAAAAGAUGGAUCUGCUGGAAUUAAUGAGGAUUGAAAAUAACCCGGCUUUUUUGCAACCGGCACUAAGUACCUGAUUGAAUGAUUACAAAAGUUCAACAGCUGAGUCAUAAUUUUGACACAGUCCCACACAUAUGAACUCGCUCACUCAGACGACGAAAUAAUUAUUAUCAGCUGUUUUUCCAAGGAUGAAUAAUAAUUCUCCUUUUAAUGUCCUUCAGCGAGUUUUCCCAGGGAUGAGACCUAGUGCAAUCGAAUUUUUAUAUUAUAAACCUACUAUGUUCUGAAUUUCGUGAGAAUCGUUAGAACCGUUUUCAAGAUCCGGUAAAAUACAAACAUAUAAACAGAAAUUGCUCGUUUAAUAGUAUAGGAUGUAUCUCGGAAAAACGAGACGUACACGGUACCACCUGACCUUUGCUAUUCAACAAUUGGCUACAUGACUGAUAUCCCAUAAUCACAGUUUUUCGGUUACAUUACUAAAUAGGUUUUAAAUCAUUGUAUUUUCUUGACCAAUAUUUAUUUUCAAUCCCGGCGAUGCAAGUCUGGAAUAAUUUAAAGUGAUGAAUAGCAGAGUGCAAUUAAUAUCAAGACUGCACGGCUGCAGCACAACAUAUUAUCAUCUAGGCUAUAUUAUUUUUGCAAUUUUGUCUUAUUUGUGCUUGGUAGUUUUUAAUAUUAUUACUAGCCUACUUAUGUUUGCCAUUUAUGUAUUUAUUUGUAACAUCGUUAUUUUUAUCUUCUUUAUUUAUCCUCACGGAUCAUCUCGGGGCCCAUUAUAUUUGUUUUGAUAUUACUUGUAUUGUUUUAUUGAAUAUGUAAAGUGUGUUUUUUAUCCAAUAAAUAUGGAUUGAAUUUAAA
Molecule: messenger RNA, 5364 nt
Organism: Nilaparvata lugens (brown planthopper)
Lineage: Eukaryota; Metazoa; Arthropoda; Insecta; Hemiptera; Delphacidae
Gene: sturkopf
Product: lipid droplet-associated hydrolase
Exons: 5
Coding region: 287-1234 (315 amino acids)
Biological process (GO): lipid storage
Cellular component (GO): lipid droplet
Molecular function (GO): lipase activity
Source: RefSeq, a predicted model, not a curated record